GAGAGAAAGAGAAGCAUAGAGUGAGGGAGGGAAGCAAGCAGGAGAGUCUCUCUCUCUCUCUUUCUCUCUCUCACACACACACACACACACACACACUCCCGUACACAUUCGCACCAGCUGUGCUGUUGUCAGUCUUGGAAUGUAAGCACUGCCGCGAGGAGUCAGAUUCUCCACCGCUAAGCACUGCUAAGGAGUAGGAGCACAGCACCGUGCACUCUGUGACACAGAUGGAUGCUAAGCCGUGAAAAAUCAAAGGGAUCCAGAAGGACGUCAAAGGAAGGAAUACAAUGUCUGUUCUGAUGACACCACCUUCCAGUGUUCACCCCCUCACGAGCGCAUCGCCAUAACUCAGAAGUCAUCCAGGACAUUUCCCAGCUGACUUGGAUACCAUGAUAACCAACCGGGCUCUGCUUCUCCCCCUGACGCUGUCUUUCCUGUGGCCCAGCGCGGCCCUUCCGUUCACGCCUGGGAAUAUUGGGAAUCUGUUUGGGACGGCGGAGAGUGAUGGGAAGGUUCUCCAGCGGUCCAAGCGGGGAUGGAUGUGGAAUCAAUUCUUUCUGCUUGAGGAAUACACGGGAAACGACCAUCAAUACGUCGGCAAGCUGCACUCCAACAUGGACAAAGGCGACGGCAACGUGAAGUACGUCCUGACCGGAGACGGGGCGGGCACCCUGUUCCUGAUCGAUGAGAAGUCGGGGGACAUUCACGCCACCAAGAGGCUGGACAGAGAGGAGAAAGCCAUGUACACGCUACACGCCAAGGUCCUGGACAGGAACACCAAUGAAGAGCUGGAGCCCGACACCGAAUUUAACAUAAAGAUUCACGACAUCAACGACAACGCGCCCAAAUUUGCGAAGGAAGUCUUCUUCGCCAGUGUCCCUGAAAUGUCUGAAGUCGGUACAUCUGUUGCCACCGUGACUGCGACCGAUGCUGAUGAUCAAACGUAUGGGAACAGUGCCAAGCUCGUAUACAGCAUCCUACAGGGACAGCCGUAUUUCUCCGUGGAAUCUGAAAAUGGGACCAUUAAGACAGCCCUGUCUGGCAUGGACAGAGAAGUCAAAGAGAACUACCAGGUUGUGAUCCAGGCUAAAGACAUGGCCGGACAAAUGGGCGGGCUCUCAGGAACCACCACGGUCAGCAUCACCCUCUCCGACGUGAACGACAGUCCGCCACGCUUUGCUAACCAUUCGUUCCGUGUGACUGCCGUGGAGUCUACGGAGAUUGGAGGCGCCAUCGGCCGCAUCAAGGCUGAUGAUCCAGAUGUGGGCCGCAACGCUGAGAUGGAGUACAGCAUCGUCGGCGGCCAUGACAUAUUCAACAUCAUCACUGACCAGACGACACAGGAGGGAGUCAUCAUAAUCAAAAAGGCACUGGAUUAUGAAAGCAAGAGGGACUACGAGUUCAGAGUGGAGGUGAAAAACACCUACUUGGAUGCGAGGUUCAUCCACGGUUUGCAAUUCAAAGACUACGCUACAGUCAAAGUGACGGUGGAGGAUGUGGACGAGUCCCCGAUUUUCACCAGGAACCCUUACAUCAUCGAGGUGCAUGAGGACACGGCGGCCGGCAGCUUCGUCGGGGUGGUGUCGGCCAGGGACCCCGACGCUGACGACAAAUCAGUCAAAUACUCCAUUGAUCGACACACUGAUCUUGAGAGGCUGUUCAACAUUGACUCUAUGAAUGGCACGAUCACCACAUUGAAGGCACUGGACAGAGAGAUGUCCAAGUGGCACAACAUCUCCGUGGUGGCCACUGAAAUUAACAAUCCACGUCAGACAACUCGAGUGCCUGUGUUCAUCAAGGUGUUGGACGUCAAUGACAAUGCCCCCGAGUUCGCAAUGUCCUACGACACGUUUGUCUGUGAGAACGUCAAAGCGGGGCAGCUGAUUCAGACAAUAAGUGCUGUGGACACAGAUGAGCCCCUGGUUGGACACAAGUUUGUCUUCAGUAUAAGUGCCACCAACCCGAAUUUCACCAUCAUUGACAGGGAAGAUAACACUGCCAAUAUCCUGACGCGGAGGGGAGGUUUUAGCCGGCGAGAGAUGAGCAUGUACUUCCUGCCCGUAGUGAUCUCCGACAAUGACUACCCCAUUCAAAGCAGCACCAGCACGCUGAUAGUGCGUGUGUGUGCUUGUGACAGCCGUGGAAACAUGCAGACAUGUAACCCUGAGGUCCUGCCCUUCUCAGAUGGUCUCACGACUGGAGCUCUGGUGGCCAUACUGCUCUGUGUCAUCAUUCUCCUCAUGAUCGUGGUGCUGUUUGCUGCCCUGAGGAGACAGAGGAAGAAGGAGCCUCUGAUCAUCUCCAAAGAGGAUGUCAGAGACAACGUCGUCAGCUACAACGAUGAAGGGGGUGGAGAGGAGGACACUCAGGCCUUUGAUAUCGGCACGCUGCGCAACCCGGAGGUGAUGGAUGCCAACAAGCUACGCAGGGACAUCAUACCCGAAAUGCUGUUUCCCUUUCGGAGGACAUCACCUAUAAAGGAUAACACGGAUGUCAGAGACUUCAUUAACGGGAGACUUCAGGAGAAUGAUUCAGACCCCACGGCACCCCCCUAUGACUCCCUGGCCACGUAUGCUUAUGAGGGCAACGGGUCGUUGGCCGAAUCCCUCAGUUCACUGGAGUCCGCUGCCACUGAGGGGGACCAGGAUUAUGAUUACCUCAGCAACUGGGGACCACAUUUUAAAAAGUUAGCGGAGAUGUACAUAGGGAGGAGCCCUGACAGAGAGACCUAGACAGAGCCAUGACAGUCUCUCUUUUUUCGAGCCCAUUUUCUUUCUGUCUGUUUAUCUAGCUAGCUAGCCAGACAGCCAUUUUGUCUAGUUAGUUAGCUGGCGAGUUAGUUGACUGUCUGUCUGCCUAUCUAUCAAGCUAUCUAUCUGUUUAUCUGUCUAGUUUGCUAGCUAGCUCGCUAGUCAACUAGUUGUCUAUUUGAUUCUUGUGCACAUGUGCGUGUACGCACAGAUGCACAAACACACUCGCGCACAUACACACACACACGCUCACUAAGAGAGAAAACUCCACAAUCCACAUGUGGAUGCAGAAACGGAAAUUAAGACUUGAAUGGAGUUGAAUUUUGUCAUUAAUGCAGAUACAGUAUAAAUCUCAAACUUUUACCGUUUUUGGUCAUAAUCAGUGAAGAUGCCUUUGAAUUUUAGGAAUUUUUGUGAACAAUGGUGUGGACAAUGUGUUUUGUAAUUGACCUGAGGAUAGUAGUAUUGUAUACUAUCAAUGUUUAAUGGUACUGUUCUGGGUUUUUUGGGGGGAGGGGUCGAACGGCUUUUCCGGCCAACUCCAAUAAAUACUGUAAAUGUACAAAGUGGUUUUUAAAUGAUGGACAUCCUAUAUACUAUUUCCUAUCUUCGUUUGACGAGCAAUGUUCACGUGAAUGGUUGGUGCAGUUUAUUUGUCAAACUGUGAAUUCAUUUCAUCAUAUAGGUGUAACAUGUAAUGGAAAGUGUAUGUUGUAGGAAAACUGUCAUACACGGACUUCAUGCUGUUUGAAUGCGGAGUCAUAUUGUUUUCUAUUUAUAUUUUUAUACUUAUUUUCUUAAUAAAAUUAUGUAAAAAAAAAAAAAAAAAAAA
This is a messenger RNA of Mugil cephalus (flathead mullet), 3582 nucleotides long. RefSeq names its product cadherin 10, type 2a (T2-cadherin) (gene cdh10a). Lineage: Eukaryota; Metazoa; Chordata; Actinopteri; Mugiliformes; Mugilidae. Gene Ontology annotation, molecular function: calcium ion binding; cadherin binding. The record is from RefSeq and is a predicted model, not a curated record. Bases 390 to 2732 code for a protein of 780 amino acids. The transcript has 12 exons. Gene Ontology annotation, cellular component: plasma membrane; catenin complex; adherens junction. Gene Ontology annotation, biological process: multicellular organism development; cell morphogenesis; cell-cell junction assembly.